Molecule: messenger RNA, 1557 nt
Organism: Eptesicus fuscus (big brown bat)
Lineage: Eukaryota; Metazoa; Chordata; Mammalia; Chiroptera; Vespertilionidae
Gene: GABRB3
Product: gamma-aminobutyric acid type A receptor subunit beta3
Exons: 9
Coding region: 1-1422 (473 amino acids)
Biological process (GO): regulation of membrane potential; monoatomic ion transmembrane transport; signal transduction
Cellular component (GO): membrane; synapse; neuron projection
Molecular function (GO): extracellular ligand-gated monoatomic ion channel activity; neurotransmitter receptor activity; GABA-A receptor activity
Source: RefSeq, a predicted model, not a curated record
AUGUGCUCCGGGGCCCUGGCCCUCCUGCUGCCCCUCUGGCUCUGCUGGGCCCUGGGGACGCGCGGCUCCGAGCCCCUCAGCGUGAACGACCCGGGGAACAUGUCCUUCGUGAAGGAGACGGUGGACAAGCUGCUGAAAGGCUACGACAUCCGCCUGAGACCCGACUUCGGGGGGCCCCCGGUCUGCGUGGGGAUGAACAUCGACAUCGCCAGCAUCGACAUGGUGUCCGAAGUCAACAUGGAUUACACCCUGACCAUGUAUUUCCAACAGUACUGGAGAGACAAAAGGCUCGCCUAUUCCGGGAUCCCGCUCAACCUCACGCUGGACAACCGCGUGGCGGACCAGCUGUGGGUGCCGGACACCUAUUUCCUGAACGACAAGAAGUCCUUCGUGCACGGGGUGACGGUGAAGAACCGCAUGAUCCGUCUGCACCCUGACGGGACGGUGCUGUACGGGCUCAGAAUCACCACGACCGCGGCGUGCAUGAUGGACCUGAGGCGGUACCCCUUGGACGAGCAGAACUGCACCCUGGAGAUUGAAAGCUACGGCUACACCACGGACGACAUCGAGUUCUACUGGCGCGGAGGCGAUAAGGCGGUGACGGGCGUGGAGAGGAUCGAGCUCCCGCAGUUCUCCAUCGUGGAGCACCGGCUCGUGUCCAGGAACGUCGUGUUCGCCACAGGCGCCUACCCGCGGCUCUCCCUGAGUUUCCGGCUGAAGAGGAACAUCGGGUACUUCAUCCUGCAGACGUACAUGCCCUCCAUCCUCAUCACCAUCCUCUCCUGGGUGUCCUUCUGGAUCAACUACGACGCCUCCGCCGCCAGAGUGGCCCUGGGCAUCACGACCGUCCUGACCAUGACCACCAUCAACACGCACCUCCGGGAGACGCUGCCCAAGAUCCCCUACGUCAAAGCCAUCGACAUGUACCUCAUGGGCUGCUUCGUCUUCGUGUUCCUGGCCCUGCUGGAGUACGCCUUCGUCAACUACAUCUUCUUCGGCCGGGGCCCGCAGCGCCAGAAGAAGCUGGCCGAGAGGACGGCCAAGGCCAAGCACGACCGGGCCAAGAGCGAGAGCAGCCGGGUGGACGCCCACGGGAACAUCCUGCUCACGUCCCUGGAGGUCCACAACGAGAUGAACGAGGUGGCGGGCGGCCUCGGGGACGGCCGGAACUCCGCCCUCUCCUUCGACAGCUCAGGGAUCCAGUACCGGAAGCAGAGCGCGCCCCGGGAGGCGCCCGGGCGGCACCUGGGGGACCGGGGCGCGCCCCACAAGAAGACGCACCUGCGCCGGCGGUCCUCGCAGCUCAAGAUCAAGAUCCCCGACCUGACCGACGUGAACGCCAUCGACCGGUGGUCCCGCAUCGUGUUCCCCUUCACCUUCUCGCUCUUCAACCUGGUCUACUGGCUGUACUACGUCAACUGAGCCCGGCCGGCUGCGCUUCCUCUCCUCAGAGACGUCACGUCAGCACUGAGUGGACUAGUCCUCUGCCUGUCGAGUUUUUUCUACCUGCUCACACGCACACGCACACACACACACACACACACACACAGAGAUAAC